GUCUGAGAUGCCAGACCGAGACCCCAGCCGAGUCGCGGACGGCUGGGUCAGCGAGCUGAGGGUCGGCGCCAGCAGACCAGCGGGGAAGGUUGGGGAGGGGUCUGGAGAGAGAGCCCGGCGUCCCCCCAGGAUCUGCGAGGCCCUCGCGCCUCCCCCCUCGGGCUCGCACUUGGUAGCACCUCCCUGAUCCCCUUAUCUCUAAGGCGCUCAGGGGACUGGCCCCGUGCCGCAGCCUUCUCGGAAAUGCUGCCCUGGCCACCCGGGAACCAUGAGCCCUGCGACCCCGGUCCCGCCCGACUCCACCCUGGAAAAUCGUUUGGAAGAAAUGGCCCUGGUGAGGGGCGGCUGGCUGUGGAGACAGAGCUCCAUCCUCCGCCGCUGGAAGCGGAACUGGUUUGCCUUGUGGCUGGAUGGGACCCUGGGCUACUACCACGAUGAGACGGCGCAGGAUGAAGAGGACCGCGUGUUCAUCCACGCCAACGUCCGCGACAUAAAGGUCGGCCAGGAGUGCCACGAUGUGCAGCCCCCAGAGGGCCGGAGCAGAGACGGGCUGCUGACCGUGAGCCUGCGGGAGGGCGGGCGCCUGCACCUGUGUGCUGAGACCCGGGACGAUGCCAUAGCCUGGAAGACGGCGCUGAUGGAGGCAAACGCCACCCCGGCCCCGGCUGGAGCCACUGUCCUUCCCAGGAGCCGCCGGGUCUGCCCCAAGGUCAGGUGUGUGACCCGUUCGUGGAGCCCCUGUCAGGUUGAGAGGCGGAUCUGGGUGCGUGUAUACAGCCCAUACCAGGACUACUACGAGGUGGUGCCCCCCAAUGCGCACGAGGCCACCUACAUCCGCAGCUACUACGGCCCGCCCUAUGCAGGCCCCGGCGUGACGCACGUGAUAGUGCGGGAGGAUCCGUGCUACAGCUCGGGCGCGCCGCUGGCCAUGGGCAUGCUCGCGGGCGCCGCCACGGGAGCCGCGCUCGGCUCGCUCAUGUGGUCCCCUUGCUGGUUCUGAGCCCUGGGCUUUGCAGCGCCGGACCCUGCGCCUAGACUACCGGCCUCUCUUCCUCCUGGACCCCGCCCUGCGCCACCCGCUUUGGCCCUCUGCUCUCUGUCACUAGCUCCUUCUGGGCUUGGACCAACCCUCCUCUCCCUCUUCGCAAGUUACCAUCCCAGGCGCAAAGAGCCCUGGGUACCCUCCCCUCUAUUGCCAGACCCCCCAUAAGCCCCCUCGUAGUCGCAGGUGCGUGGACUCCCUCCCAACACACCAGGGCCACAACAAACUCAACUGCCUUGGGCUCCUCGUGGCCCAGGCGCUGGAGGCGCGGCGCGAGGUCGGUGGGCUCUCUGCCUUCUCCUUGAGCUCCAGGCCUGAUGGGGGCAGUGGGAGGACAGGCGUCGACAGACAUUGAGAAAGCUGUGGAGUUAUCAGCCCUUUGGCAAGGACGGGAGCCAGGCAGGUAGGCUGGGAGCCCUGCCCGGCUAUGGUGCAGAGCCGCGAGCAGCCCCGCAUGUCCCAGGAGGUCAGGGCAAGUUCGCUGGGGCUGGAAGGAGGCAGGGGCAGUGCAGCGCGGUGGAUGAAGGGAGAGGUGCGCUUGCAGCCGAGGGGAGCUGAGUGACCUAGCUGCCGUGGACCUAGGGCCCAUUUGUUCAUACUGACUCACACACACCCACGCCCCAAACACUCCCUGAGUUUAGCCCCUUCCUUCCCACGAGCAGCCUCCUGGGUUCCCUGUGCCCUGGGAUGACAACUGAGCUGACCCUAGGGACUCCUGGUUCGGGGGACAAGGUGAGCUCUGCUCGGGACCUCCAGCCCUAGGAAAUUAUCUCCAUCAGGAAAUGCCUUUGUGGUCCCAGGAGCUCAGCUGUCGGUCCGCAGCUGCGGCUGUCGCCAUCUCAGGCUUUGUCUCUUCCUUUACUCCGGGGCCUGAUCCACCUUUGUACCGGCCUGGGAAGCCCCACGUGUGCCUGCCUGCAGGUGGCCCAGCAGUCUCCACCCCCACCUUGGCCGCCUUCAGCCUCCCCCCUCUCCUGUCCCCAUCACCGAUAGAAGUGCUAACCUUUCUGCCCAGAGACUAAUAAAGGCGUGGCUGGCUCUCGCCCUGGCUCCAGCUUGCUCUGUUCCCCAGAAGGUCCUGUGUCCUCGGGACAUCUCCAUGACCCAGCAUCUGCUGGUGCCUCCUCUGGACCAGUAAGACCAGGAGGAACAGGUGUCGGCGCCUUAGCUGAGCAGCAGGGGGCAGGCCUUGCUUUCCCCAGCCAUAGAAGGUUGUCCCUGAGGGUUGAGGCUGUGUCAGGGUCUCUUGUCAUCUGAUAGACAGACAAUACAGCCCCGGCCAUGCCUGUUUCCUGAGAGUCCCGUGGUGUAGGGGGCUUUUCCAGAAGGUUCCCCUCCAAGAGGCGAAUCAGCGAAUUGUUCUCACAGAGACCAGAGGCCUGGUGAGGAAACAAUGGUCCUUCCAGGCUUCUGGAAGCUGCAAUGACUCCCUGCUCAGACUGACUUAAGGCCACCCGACUGACAAGGCCAGAGUGUGGUGCAGGGAUCCAGUGUCACUUAGACUUUGCUUUCUUUCUUUCUUUUUUUUUUUUUUUUAAGAUUUAUUUAUUUGAAAGGCAGAAUUUACAGAGAGAGAGAGAGAGAGAGAAGGAAAAACACAGAGAGAAAG
Lepus europaeus (European hare) is the source of this 2651-nucleotide messenger RNA. It is a transcript of the gene PLEKHB1, whose product is annotated as pleckstrin homology domain containing B1. NCBI's taxonomy places the organism in Eukaryota, Metazoa, Chordata, Mammalia, Lagomorpha, Leporidae. Gene Ontology annotation, biological process: regulation of cell differentiation. The record is from RefSeq and is a predicted model, not a curated record. The coding region runs from base 269 to 1000 and encodes 243 amino acids. The transcript is spliced from 8 exons. Gene Ontology annotation, cellular component: membrane.